CCUUGUGGCAUGUUCACAACAUUAUCACCUUGUGAUUGUUGUGGACUUCUGCUGGUAGUUUGGCUUAACAUUCCAGAUUCCAUUUGACCAGACUGUUUGGCUGCAUUUUCAGCAUUUGUAGCUGUAGCUGCUGGUGAUCAUGGUGAAACGAGGCAUUGAGCACAAACCAAGCUGUCAAGAUUUGGGAGAGUCAUCAGAUUCUGCUUUCCAGGAGGAAAUCGAAACAAGUAUAAGCAUGUGCCAGCACGUGGGCAAGAGUGUCAGCCUGGCUGACAUUAAGCGGCAGCUGAAGUCCAACCGGCGGAUCGGCGCCUGCGACAAGAAGGUUCCGACCCCGUGCACGGCACCCGCGGAUGGGGAGGAGUCGGUGCCGUCGGGCGCGCAGCUGCCGCACGGCGUCUGGCUGUGCAUGCAGUGCGGCCACCAGGGCUGCGCGAGGCACGCCACGCAGCACUUUAACACGCCGCGCUCCGACUCGCACACGCUGGCCGUCAACGCCGCCGCCGACUGGGGCGUCUGGUGUUUCACAUGUAACGAGAAAGUGUCACUGAAGAGCAAUAAGAAACUUCACGAAGCUGUGCAGUUUGUCAAGAAAAAGCAGGGAACUCUACGUCCCGGGGCCACGCCAUCCAAGGAGGACACUCCGCCUCCCAAGUCUUCCAAGGGCGCCUCCGCUAAGGAGAAACAGGCUCAAGCGGACCGUGAUAACGAGUCACUUCCGAAGGUCAAGGGUCUGAUCAACCUGGGUAACUCGUGUUACCUGAACUCGGUGCUGCAGUGUCUGAGCCAGUGCCACUACCUGACGCACUACCUAGACAUCAGCAGCCGCUCCGGGCGAAAGGUCACAGUCAGCGCUGACGGGGAGACGAUGGAGCUGGUGCUGCCGGAGGGCGGGCCCAUCACCGCCUCGCUGUGCGACUUUCUCAAGCAGAUGCACAUCACGGGCACCGGGUCGACCGUCUCCCCCAGUCAUCUGCUCAGAAAGAUCGCCCUGAAGGUGCCCCAGUUUGUGGGCUGCGACCAGCAGGACGCACACGAGCUGCUGCGAGCGCUCAUGGAGCAGGCGCGGCUUGAGGAUCUGCGGCGGCACCAGAAGCAGAUCCUGCUCGGUCUGGGGCUGCCGGCCAAGGCCGACCCUAAGGAGGUACCGGACGACAUGAAGGCGCGCGCCAAGGCGCUGGGCCGCCAGGUGUCGCAUACGACCAUCGACUCCAUCUUCAGCGGCCAGCUUGUCAGCCUGGUGGUGUGUCAGGCCUGCAUGGCCCGCACACACCGCAUGGAGCCCUUCCUCGACCUUUCGCUGCCCGUCGCAGAAGAUAAGCCGACCCGGCCCAGGAAGCUGUGCGGUACGGGGGCAGACGACGAGGACAGCGGAGAGUACGUACUCACACCCAGCAAGGCCACCGGCUCCGGGCGGCCCUCCAAACACGCGCUCAAAAAGGAACGGAAGGCGGCGCGGCGAGCCAAGAAGCAUGGUCCGGCGGCGGCGGAGGCGGACGGUACGGGCCCGGAUCCGGCCCCGGAGCCGGAGAGACAGCCGGCCAGCGACUCCGGACAGGAGCUCGACAAACAGUCGGACGUCGCCCACGCAGAAGGUGAGAGUGACGCAGACGAGGAGGAUAACGGCGACACGGGCCCGAUCAUCUUCAGCCUGCUGUCGGAGCUCGACCCGCCGCCGGCCUCGGUCAGCGGGGAAUCGACGGAAGACGAGCUGAACGAACCGCCGGCCUCAGUGAGCCCCGACCCGCCGGCUGACGAGCCGCCCGCCUCGCUCAGCCCCGACCCGCCGGCUGACGAGCCGCCCGCCUCGGUCAGCCCCGACCCGCCGGCCGACCUGGCCGCGGAGGAGCUCUCGGAGCGGCUCAGUGCUCUGAUUGUGGACCGCGCCGGCGCCGCGGCCGCUGCGGACUCGUGUGGGGACGAGCCGGGCCCGCUGACCGCGAACGGCCGGGCGCCGUCGCCGGUGGAGCCGGACGCGGCGCCGGCCGGGCGGGUGCCACUGGUCGGUGGAGACGCCCGCCGUGUGCCGGUGGAUAAGGAGGAUCCCGGAGGAGCCGGAGACGCGGCCAGGGGUCAGGCGGACGGUGGGGACGGGGAGGGCGUCGACAAAGCGGCGAACGGUGCGCCGGAGACGGCGGGAGCGGCCGAGGUGGGGGAGAAGCAGAGUUCUGUGCCGGCGGAGAACUGCGGAGAGGGAGUGGAGGCGCGUGAGAACGGUCUGGGCGCUCCGAACGAUCACUGCGGCCAGGCGGCGGAGGAGGCCCCGCGGGAGGGUCAGUCACCGUCACCCGGUGAGGUACCGGGUGGCGGUGGGCCGACGGAGGCAGCGGCGAAUGGUCAGAGCCUAGCGGCAGGGGCGGCGGACCUCGGCGACCCCCAGUCUGCGCCGAACGGCGGGACCUGUGCGCCCACCGAGUCUGCCCCGGCCGAAGGGACGGGGACCGGUGAGGAGGAUCCCUCACCCGCGGCCUCCGCCUCGGACGGCCCGCCGCCGCCGCUGAGCCGCUGUGAGUGGCUCAGUCGAGCGCUGACCACCCUGGCGCCGCGCUACCAGGCGGCCGCCGGCGAGUGCAGCCUGCUUACCUGCCUCAACCAGUACACGGCGCCCGAGCUGCUCACCGGCAACAAUAAGUUCGGCUGCGACAACUGCACGGAGCUGCGCAACAAACGGCUCACGGCGGCUGAGAAAGCGGCUGAGAAGAAGCUCGGCACGGUCUACAGCAACGCCAGCAAGCAGCUGCUCAUCUAUAGCCCGCCGCCGGUGCUGACCAUCCACCUGAAGCGGUUCGAGGUGUGCAGCUUCAGCCUGCGGAAGGUGAACCGGCACGUGCAGUUCGGCGAGCGGCUCGAUCUGGCCCCCUUCUGCUCCUCCAUUAGCCAGGACCUGCCUCAGAUGCGGGCCGGCCAGCGGCGGGUGCUCUACUCGCUGUUUGGUGUCGUCGAGCACAGCGGUCGACUGACCAGCGGCCACUACACAGCCUACGUGCGCGUGCGCCGCCGUCACGACCAGCUCACCGUCAACCCUGCGCGACUCACCACACUCGUCACCGACGCGUUCGCCGUGGCGUGUGAGCGGGCGCGGCAGCGCGCCGAACAGACCCGACCGGAGACCACGGACGGACCGUCCCCGGUCAGACCCGCAGAGGAAGACCGGGGUGAGGGGGAGGGUGGGGACGACGCUGCCUUACCACAGGAGCCGCAGAUGGACCAACAACAGCCCGGCCCGGAGCCCGAGACGGAGCCGGAGCCGCAGCCGGAGGCCGGACGGUGGUUUUACGUGAGCGACACGCACGUCACAGAGGUGACUCUGGACAAGGUGCUCAAGGCACAGGCUUACAUGCUGUUCUACGAGCGAAUUGUGUAAGCGACUGCGGUAGCUUGGGAUGGUGCUCUGUGCACGGGGCUGUGACGGCGCGCGAAUCGUGUCCCUCAGUCUGACCGAGGUGUGAUUUUGGCCCCAAUCUCCGUCGACGGGUGGAACUCUGUCUCGAUCUGCGCUGAUGCGCGCUGCGAGUUGCUGUGUAACUAUGUUGUGAGUCGUGCGUGACAGCGUGUGAUGUGCCACUGUGAUGCGGUUCCUGGGUUUGUCUGAUCGGGCCGGGCCUGAUCCGCCGUCUGCCGAGCCCGUCCUACCCGCGGCUAAUAGCUCCCAAUGUGAGACAGCCGUGUGCGCGCGGAUCCGCCUGCGGCGUUGUCCGGGGCCGUUACGGAUUUUAUGUGGGAUAAUCCAACCCAUGGCGCAAUCUUGUGGUAGGGUGACAGGGUGAAUCUUGUGACUUGUGUCCCCGACAUAUGAUGGGUGCAGCUCAGUUAUAUGCCGCUGCGCAAUGUGGAACACGCGGCUCGGCUCAUGACAAUAUUAUGCUGCGAUGACAAAUAUUAUG
Amphibalanus amphitrite is the source of this 3884-nucleotide messenger RNA. RefSeq names its product ubiquitin carboxyl-terminal hydrolase 45-like. The transcript is spliced from 14 exons. Lineage: Eukaryota; Metazoa; Arthropoda; Thecostraca; Balanomorpha; Balanidae. Bases 140 to 3364 code for a protein of 1074 amino acids. Gene Ontology annotation, molecular function: cysteine-type deubiquitinase activity; zinc ion binding. The record is from RefSeq and is a predicted model, not a curated record. Gene Ontology annotation, biological process: protein deubiquitination.